Molecule: messenger RNA, 450 nt
Organism: Dovyalis caffra
Lineage: Eukaryota; Viridiplantae; Streptophyta; Magnoliopsida; Malpighiales; Salicaceae
Source: the annotation of a GenBank genome assembly
AUGUCUAAGAUCUUACACAGCCCACCAUCUCUCAAACUUUUGUCUUCAAAUUCAAUCCCACGUGACCCAUCACGUGACUUGCCAAUACCAAGUAAUCCUACUUCUUGUCAAAGUCUCUCCAUUUCGACUUUUAAGAAACUCUCUUCUCCUGGAAAAUUCAAUUUCCCCUGUACAAUUCAUGGGUUUCAAGGGAAAAAUGGAGUCUUUCAAGCUUGGAGUCAAGAAGGGUCUUUGCAAGAGGUGGAUGAUUCUCCUGUAUCGUUUGAGUUGGAGCCCAUUUACAAUGAGAGCCAGUUUGAUCGUGUGAUGGCAGAGGCACAUCAACUUGAGGAAUCUGUUAUCGUUCUAUGGAAGGAUAGCAAGAAACAGGCAGAGGUGAUCGGUGGCCACAAAGCAUAUUUGAUCAUUAAUGAAGUUCGCAAAAUGAUUGAAAAUGAGGGUGCCUUGUGA